Molecule: messenger RNA, 483 nt
Organism: Lodderomyces parapsilosis
Lineage: Eukaryota; Fungi; Ascomycota; Pichiomycetes; Serinales; Debaryomycetaceae
Exons: 1
Coding region: 1-483 (160 amino acids)
Source: RefSeq, a predicted model, not a curated record
AUGAUUGUUGUUAAACAAACCAAAUCACUACUAAAUAAAAUUAUCCCAGAUGCUGUCAACCCUUUGUCGGGAACAGACUCAACGACAACUAAAACAAAUCCAAACAUAAUAUCACGAAACAGGGGGUACCUGUCAUCCCAUCAUGCAAAUAAUGAUCUACUGCGCAGUGGCAGUAUAGGACGCAAGAAUAGCACCAACAAACUGAAAAGUCGUAGCAGUCGUCAUCAACGAAGUCCUUCUCCCUUAGGAGCUGAUGCUACUGCUGAUGCUACUGCUACUGCUGAUGCUACUGCUACUGCUGCUGCUACUACCGCUUAUGCCAAAUCCAAAACUAUCGAUGACGAGGCCAGGCCCCAUGGGCAGAAGGAGGUAGCCAUACAAUCAAAGAACAACAACUUCAAUAAGCAAGAACUAAACUCAUUAGAAUGGGUAUUGAUAUGUAUUAUUGUGUUGCUUAUUUUCAUAAUGUACAUGAUUACCUGA